This is a messenger RNA of Apus apus (common swift), 5061 nucleotides long. RefSeq names its product limb development membrane protein 1 (gene LMBR1). The transcript has 18 exons. Gene Ontology annotation, biological process: signal transduction. The record is from RefSeq and is a predicted model, not a curated record. The coding region runs from base 241 to 1743 and encodes 500 amino acids. Lineage: Eukaryota; Metazoa; Chordata; Aves; Apodiformes; Apodidae. Gene Ontology annotation, molecular function: transmembrane signaling receptor activity.
GCCCGCCCUUCCUCCUCCUCCUCCUCCUCCUCCUCCUCCUCCGCCGCGCCCGCCGGACGCUGACAGAGCGGCGGAACCUGCCGCCAGCGCCGCCGCCGGAGCCCCUCAGCCGCCGCCGGGGCCCCGGGGGAGCCGCCGGCGCUGCCGCUGGCCAUGGUGGCCCGCCUGCCGCCGGGGGGGCAGGAGCAGGCGCGGCGGCGGCGGCCGCCAUUGCGCGCGGGGGCCGCGGGACUAUGAAGGAUGGAAGCGGACGAGGUGUCGAUCCGCGAGCAGAACUUCCACAGCCAAGUGCGGGAAUACACGAUCUGUUUUCUCCUCUUUGCUGUUCUCUACAUAGUUUCCUACUUCAUCAUCACGAGAUACAAAAGGAAAGCAGAUGAGCAAGAGGAUGAAGAUGCCAUUGUUAACAGAAUAUCGCUGUUCUUGAGCACCUUCACUCUAGCAGUUUCAGCUGGUGCAGUCCUGCUUCUACCUUUCUCAAUAAUCAGCAAUGAGAUCCUGCUUUCUUUUCCACAAAACUACUAUAUUCAGUGGUUAAAUGGCUCACUAAUUCAUGGUUUAUGGAAUCUUGCUUCUCUUUUUUCGAAUUUAUGUUUGUUUGUGUUGAUGCCCUUUGCCUUUUUCUUCCUGGAGUCUGAAGGAUUUGCUGGCUUAAAAAAGGGCAUCAGAGCACGAAUUUUGGAAACCCUUGUAAUGCUUAUUCUUCUUGCACUGCUUAUCCUUGGAAUUGUAUGGGUGGCUUCAGCACUCAUAGACAAUGAUGCUGCCAGUAUGGAGUCUUUGUAUGACCUCUGGGAAUUCUACCUCCCCUAUUUAUAUUCCUGUAUAUCAUUGAUGGGAUGCUUGUUACUUCUGUUAUGCACGCCAGUGGGACUUUCACGAAUGUUUACAGUCAUGGGUCAGUUGCUGGUGAAGCCAACAAUCCUUGAAGACCUAGAUGAGCAGAUGUAUAUAAUCACUUUAGAGGAAGAAGCAAUUCAGAGGAAGCUUAAUGUCGUCUGUCGUACAUCUCAGUCUCUUUCAAAUAUCAGUGUAACUUCCACAGUGGAAUACCAGGCAGUAGAGUUGGAACGGGAGCUUGAAAAAGUGAAAAGCAAGAAAAUGAACCUAGAAUGGCGGAAAAAAGCUUCUGCUUGGGAAAGGAACUUAGUCUAUCCAGCUGUUAUGAUCUUGUUGCUGACUGAGACGUCCAUCUCAGUCUUCCUAGUUGCCCUCAACAUUCUUUACCUGUUGGUUGAUGAGACUGCGAUGCCAAAGGGAUCAGGGGGGCCUGGAAUAGGAAAUGCCUCCUUAUCCACCUUUGGUUUUGUGGGAGCAGCACUUGAAAUAAUUUUGAUUUUCUAUCUUAUGGUAUCCUCUGUUGUCGGCUUCUACAGUCUUCGUUUUUUUGAAAAUUUCACUCCCAGGAAGGAUGACACAACUAUGACAAAGAUCAUUGGAAACUGUGUCUCAAUUUUGGUGCUGAGCUCUGCUUUGCCAGUGAUGUCAAGGACACUGGGAAUCACCAGAUUUGAUCUCCUUGGAGACUUCGGAAGGUUUAACUGGCUGGGGAACUUCUAUAUUGUGUUAUCUUACAACUUGCUCUUUGCUAUCGUGACAACGUUAUGUCUGGUUAGAAAGUUCACGUCUGCUGUGAGAGAAGAGCUCCUGAAGGCAUUAGGAUUAGAUAAACUUCAUCUGUCAAACAAUCCAAGAGACUCGGAGACAAAACCGUCUGCAAAUGGGCAUCAGAAAACACUGUGAUUAACAAUCACCUGCAAUCAACAGAGCUGAAAACAUCAACCUCAUGGCAUUCCUGUCAUCUCAUCAGCAUUUUUGUAUCGAUUUUGUUUGUUGAUAAUUUGGGUCCAACCUUGUUUAAUUUUUUUGAUGCUGUGUGCUUCUGAGGAAGUUAAGUAUAUCAGAUUCUUCUCUUUCCAGUGAACUUUUGGUUUGCUUGUUUAUUUCCCAGUAAGUUAAUGCAGGAGGUGCCUUGAAGACUGGAAGCUGAAGAGAAGAAUGCAUUCCUUUUUAUUUGUUGGCAGUCUCAUAUCUGUAGGUAUAAACCCACUACCAUUUGAAUGCACAGUACCUCCUGUGUUGUACAGGCACAGCUAUAAAGAAUAACUUUGGGAUUUGGUUUAAAAAAAAAAGAAAGAAGAAAAAGAGAUACACUUGAUGCCCAAUAUGACCCUUACUGGGAAUGUAAACUAUCUGGAGUAGGUAUCCUUGAAAGUAGAUAAACAGUUCCACCAAGAACGUGUUAAAAAUGGCAGUAGCUGGUAGAGAUCACAGUUCCUUUCAUACUGGGGGCAGUAGGGCUGUUCACAGUCUAAUGUUAUGAAGCUGUCUGGGAAGGCUAUUGUUUUCAGCUUUCUGUUCUUAGCUAUAAAUGCAAGGCUGCUUUACUGGUUGUCAGACAAUGUCUUACCAAAUGGAGUGGAGUACAAGAUGAAGAUUAACUUCAAUGUUAAAUCUGAGCCUAGUAUGCUUUGUAAAAAGCUGUGUAGACUCCCUGUCACAGCUCUUACAGGUCUGUAAGCUGUUGUGCUGUGGAGGUCACUUACCUUACCAAGUAUGUCCCUGUAAAACUCUUUAUAAACUACUGUGUAUAAGCAGUACUUGUAAUCCAUGCAAGAAGCACAGGCCUAGAAGGCUGCAAUUGCAGGUUUUUACGAUCUUCGUUAAUUUGAAGUAAAUUAUUUCUCUGAAUUUAUACUAUAGUUACCAGGAUUUCUGUUCAGUGGCAUAAUCCAGUAUCUUUCAUGAGACUGUUUUUUAAUGUACACACAAACGUGUAUAUAGGCCUGUAUGUGUAGAUACUGUAAACUACAUUCUAAGCUUAUAGAGAUGAGAUGGGUGGGUUGGUAAGUAAAACUUGUGUGUUCAGUCUCAGUGGUAAGAAUUUCUGUGGUGUUGCAGUUUAACUGCUCAGAGGCCUUAGAUCCAGGAUGGCAUUGGUGGGGGGUAAUGUCUUUUUUCUUCGCAUUACUGCAGCCUUAGGGAUCCUUUAAGCAGUUUAUAGUAAAGAAAUAACCCACCAACCAAAACCCAAGUAAGUAUUCAGAACCUGGUUGCACUUUUUUGUCCUGCUCUGCCACAAGUAAUAUUCAAACAGAUGGGAAUGAGGACAUCUUCAGUGACACCCUCAAUGUGCCCAUGAUGUAGCAAGUCAGAUAAUGUUUGUGUUUAUUUCCUGUUUCUGUAAAACAAGUAUGUCUGUAGUUUGAGGUCUUACAUGUGACCAAGUGGUGACAACUAGCUGUCCAGUGUGGCUCCAAAAAAAGAGAGAGCUUGCAUCAGAAACUCUUGGGCUGUUCUCCUGAGAUGACUGCUCUGGGCUGUGUGUGAAUGUGAGCUGCUGCUUCUCCCCCCACCCCAGAGUGCUUAAAAAAUCAAGCUCCAGUAUGCACAAGGAUUUAUCAGUUAUUUUUUUGCAGGCUGCCUUUUCUGACUUGAACUGGGGCAUAAUGUAAAUACUGCUGUAGUAAAUAUGAUGCUAGAGAGUUACUUGGGGUUUUUUUUGGUGUGAUUAGUAUCAAUUCAAGGUUUAUUAAAAUGACUAUUGAUGUGUUGUACUGAGUCUUGAAAGACUUAAAGUAAAAUUGCUUGAUUUCAUUAAGAUACACAAGCAUCUCUUCUGUUGUUUGAGUUUAAUGCUGACAUUUUAAUUGGAAAUCUUUAUCUGAGUCAAAGUUCUGCAACCAAGAACAGGGAGCUGCAAUUAAAAUUGUUUUAAAUUGUGUUUACACUUAAAAUAUUAGAAAUUUCUUAUUAGGGGCAUCAUUCAGGUAUUCUGAGAGCUUGGAGCCUUACAUAUUAGUGUUACAGUUAAAAAUAUCUGAAAUGUAUCCACUUGUCCAUGCAAGUGACUGUGUGACCAAAAUUGUCCUUGUGUCUUAAUGGGGCUGGUGAACUGUGGUGUGUGAGGCUAGUUAGCUUUACUGAAAUGUUCCUAUUACAACUUUAAGACACUUAUUUAAAUACACCCUGUGAAACUGAAUUAAUGAAUUGAAGGACUAUAUCUAGAGAGUGUGAACCAGCAUAGGUCUUGCUGUUCAUGGUUUUGGAGAGAUGUUUGUCCUGACAUCAGUGACCCAAGAACAAAGGAAAAGAUGGGAUUGUAACAUGUACGUGGUUUCUGAAAGUGAGUUGGGGAGUUACUUUGAGCAGAGCCUGUUCUGGUGAUCAUCACACAAGUUCCAGGCAAGACUUGCAAAACUCUAAUUCAAAACAAAUGUUACAACCUUGCCUGUUCCCACCCCCUCUGGAUUCUGUGGAGAUGUGUAGGUUAAGGCUACCUUAGUAAAGAUUUUACACUGAAAUACAGAAGAUGGUUAAGAUGCUGCGUGGUUUCCAAGGUGGACCAGAAAUUCAAAACUACCUUGUGUAGUUACUGACAGUGUUGUGUUUUAAAAUCAGCUGUUGAUAUUGUGACACUGUCCACAUGAAAAUAUGCCUUUGGCCUUGACAAUGACAUGCUUAUGCAAAACUUCUUUACAGAUACAAUGCUACUUUCAGAUAUACUAUGUGUAAGAUAGGUCAAUAUAUACUUUUCACAGAAGCAUAUGGUCACUUAAAUACAAGCAACUGGUAAUUCAUUAAUGGAUAUUGACAGUACAUUCCUAGUAUUUUGACUCAUGUAGAGUCAGGUGGUCUAUACCUUCAAGGUAUAUACAGCUGAUCUUAGUAACAUUAACAUCUGCCUCACUUCUUAUGAGGCAAAAAGCACAUAAAUGCUUCCAUCUUCAACUAGAUACCACACAAGACCAAAAAAUAGAUGUAAACGAUGUGUUUUUAAGUUAGCCAUUUCUUGGCUUUAUUCUCUGUUGGUAGCACAAUAUUAAAUGCAGUGGCAGAACUGUAAUAUUGUGGGAUUUCUCAGUGUAAAGCACACAUACUUAUCACUUUAAGCUAAAAAAUUAUAGUAUUGGUUACUGUGGAAGUAACAGUUUUUGGAUUCAUAGGAAACUUUGUUUGCUGUCUGUAAUGUUAUGUUUAUUUUUGGCCCUGUUCCUCCAAACCCUUCUACCCUGUUGACUGUUUUACUGUCAUAGAAAUUAAAGGAUUUGACAAGUUGUU